UCCUUCGAGAAUAUUCUGUCCACUUGGCCUCGUGGUGGCAUAGCGCAGUUUGUCUGUCGCUCUGGCAUCGAUGAGGCAUCAGCCCAGAAGUGCUACGAUGGAUUGCGCGACGCACUUCGUGAAGCUUCGGUGCACCUAAGGCGGAUAGGGGAGACAGUGAAGACGAGCAGUCGCGUGGUUCCUCAAGACCUGCGGGCCAGCAGCUUCACGGUAUCGGGCCUCCUGUACAAGCCGGUGUUCUCUCCCGCCAGGGCCGAGUGGCACCUGAGGCGGAGUGAUGGCACCGCCGAUGGAACGCCCGGUGGAACAACCGCAGCAGUCGACGCCACCGAUUGCGUAUCGUUCGUGGCACUCGUUCUUACCGAGCUUCUCCAUUGUUCCCAGUUUGCACAACUUGAUGAGGAUGCUGCGAAUUCACCGCCAAGUCGUCCCCUGCCCUGAACCUGUGCCAGCGGAUGAGGGCGAUGUCUCGGUAGCUGCUUCUGCCGGGACAUCAGCGAGUCCAGUGGACUCUGAAGAUUCUGGUUUUGGUGGCCGAUGGCAGAGACUGCUUGCAUUCAUUGCGCCACGCCGGAGAAGCACCACUAGAAGUUCCUUUGCAAGAAUUAUUGUGAAGUUGGCUGAGCCUACCCAUUCAAGCAGCAUCGGCAAAGAAAAAGCACCUGCCGACUCUGGUCAACCACACGCAGACCUCAAUCGCAGUAGCCCGUGGGUCAGUGGGGAUGCACAAACGGUGAAUGUUCACGCACUAGACUUACCAGGACCUAGUGGCCUUCAGAAAAUAUCAAGAGUCCAACGCAGCAGUGGAGACUACCACAGUAGUGAUUCAGACAGCGUGUCAACAUUAAGUCAACUGGAAGACUUGGCCUCAUCAUCGACCCCAACCAAGUCAGAUGUCGAACCCGACCCCCAAAGUAUUGAAAUGUCUGGCAGUUCGAGAAGCGGUGAAUUGGAAUCAGCGGAGUUGUCAAAAGGUCCUGCUACUCAGCCGAAUAGCAGCGAUCCAAGUCGCAGUGAUGAACCAACCACGACAUUCAGCUUCGCCCUACCUUCCGUGCCACUCGCUUUAGCACCAAACCGGCCAAAACCUUUAUCACUGAUCCCCAAGAUUCAACAUGACCCGACAUUACCUGCAGUAACUUCCCGCCAUCCUUUGACAGUGAUAGCCGGUCGACUGAAAAAGACCAAGACAUCAGUGCUUAAGUUGAUGAACAUCAUACCGAAAUAUCUUCCCGAGACAAUAGAAUUUUCAAGGCGAAUGUGGCUCGUACAUCCCAGAUACUACCAAGAUGAACGCGCUGCUGCCAAAAUAUUGGGUCGUCUGGCCGAACGACUCAGGAGAGAUGACCCGUUUUGGCCUACAGACGUCGUUAGAAAUCCUACCUGCAACCACAAUGACAUAACGGCGUGCUGGCUGUUGGGCCACCAAGAAAAAGCCUGCUCCCUCCUUGAAGUCGUGGGUUACGAAAUAGUUGAGAACGAGCGGCAGUGCUUUAACCUGCAACACUUUGAUGGUGUUAUGUACGGAGAAAACGCAGCCACUGAAUAUGAUCCCGCAAUCAUGGAGGCUCUGACGUUCUUACUCUGGCUUUUGGAAAGACACCGCUGUAUAGAUAGUAUAUCGAUGGGACAUCCCCUCGUUACUGAGCCCGUGAGGAACAUUUGUCUCAUGGAGAUGAUGACAGUUGCAGGAAAACUUGUUACCGCACGGAUAGGUGUUGGCUUGAAUCGUCUACCAAAUAUUCACGGGAUCUUUGGUGAUACACUAAGAGUGUCUUUCGUUACCAUGUUUCAAGGCAUCAAUACUCUUCGUGAACUGUGUUUUUUCGGGCUUCGCCUCCUUAGGGAUAAUUACGAUGAGCAACAAAUUGCAGCGGUCAUUAGCAGCAAUCAUUCACUGAGAACUCUGCAGUUCUGUCGCUGCAUCUUUUCUACGACGCUGCUAAAAAGCUUAGUUGCUCUAAUUGUCGGAAACGAUAAGCUUGAAGAUGUCCGGCUAAUCAUGGAAACGAAUCAGGACCUUGACUUACACGAUGAGGCCUUAACUAUGUUAAGUAAAUCGAAAGGAAACCUUAAGAGACUUAGUAUUAAACUAACGUAUGGUCUAAAAGACUUCUUGGGUGCCAUGGCGUCAAGCAUUCACCUCACCCACCUAGAAGUAAGCAACCGUACAGACAUUGGAACUUUGGAGGGGCUCUGUGGUACCCUGAAUCCUAGCUCUUCAAUCAGGCACCUGAUCAUUUCUCUUGACUUGAGGAAUCUACGAGUGCUUGAAGAUAUGCAAAUUAUCCAACAGUUUGCAACAGCCAUAAGAAAGUCUAAGCUGAAAGUGUUGAGACUACCAAACUCCCACUUCACACUUCCCGUCAUUGAAGCUCUUGGCGACGCUUUGGCAACAAACACUGAGAUGAGGGAGCUAGACCUAACUGAGGCAUAUCUGAGGUGUGACCUGGCACUUGCGCUAGUGAAGCGCGUACUCAACAGGAACAAGACACUCUGGGAACUUAAAUUGGGAGCCCUGCGCCCAUGGUUAGCGCUGGGCGAAAGCGAGGGGCCAAUGGUAUCACAAUUUGAUGUGUUAGAUUACAUUGUGAAAAACACUCCCCUUGUUGACACAUCAAAGCCAGAAUUUGGACCAGAAGCAAGCAAUGAUGGGCACGCCUGGAUAUCAAAAGUUUAUUAUCCAGAAGAAGCGCAAGCACUGUUGCAACUUAUGUGGAAGCACGUGGUAUUCCGUAGAAUCGAGCUUGACUUCAGCCACAACUUUCAAUGGGAUCAGGAUACAUAUGGUCAUCUUCUCAGCUUGUUGGCGGACUAUGGGACGCAUAAUAUAGAUGUGUUUUCAUUGACGACAACUAUAGCCAUAGAUGACUGCGCCGCUGUGUGUUUAUCAAAGCUCAUUAUUCUAUCCCAGGGUCUCAGUACUGUGACGGUAGAGCUCCCAUAUGAGUCGUCAGAAGAGAUAUGGAAGGUGUUGCUCGAAGCCCUGGCUGUCAACAUUAAUAUCUCAAAAGUCAGGAUCUCAGGUUUCCUUCAAACACCUAGCGUCCUGGCCUACUUACGGCACAUGUGUACUCAAAACCGAGGCCUACGAGAGCUUGAAAUGCACAUACAACACGAUAAUGAGACGUUCAUUAGAGAGCUGCCUGAGAUGCUUUCAGGAUGUUACACUCUGACAGAAUUCGAGCUAACUGUAGGCAAGCCACCCUGCCAGAAACCUGUCAAAGGCAUCAGGAAGCUACUGCGGAGAAACCUCCUGAUGAUCAACAUGGGAGUGGCAGCCAUCACAAGACAUAAAGAAGCUCCCCACGGAGGUGGCCUAGUACCCAGCGAGAGGCUAGGUGGCCAAUCGAGUGCUUGGGCCGUAGAAGCGGCGACAAAAUACCCAAAGGUUGACGAUUUGGUAGCAAAAGAGGCAGAUUGUUCUUUUCAAGACGCCACUCUGAAGGUGCGAGAGGCGCGUUUGUCUGUGAAAAAGAACAUACUAAAGCGCGCCACAGUCUACAAAGGUGAGCGCCCGACACCAGCCCACCCAACGAAGAAGGCCGGGUUCCACAAACUUGAUGUAGAGUCCGUGCAAAGAAUUUCAACCUAUCUGAGCUCGUUCGAUAUUAAAUUGCGUGAAUCAUCACGUAGACUCCCGCCAGUCAGCUCGGACCAUCUUUGGUUGCCACGUGCGGCCACGGUAAGGUUUCGCCGGACAUGCAAGGACCAAAAACUCCGCAGUCAAUAUUUGGAAGAGGAAUCAAGACGAAUUGCAGCAUUGGGUGGUGCCGCACACGCGGAUAUAGCGGCUGGCGUGGCGCAAGAGGUCGUCGUCCCUGUUUGGGACGAAGCGGCAGCUGGCCGAGAGGUUGUUCCCGAGGGUCAGGAAGUCAUCGGUCAAGAGGGCGUAGCCGAUGAUGACGCAUUUGCUAUACCGUAUGCCGAAGUCCUUGAAGUUGGAGUGGGGGGACCCUUCGACGAAGAAGUUGGGAUUCUAUCAGGUGACCAUCAAGUGGAUGCAGCCGAGAUUCAGGGCGCAGAUGUGGUUAUUCAAGGUGGGGCUGAAAAUCGCCCAGGCCUUCUAGAUGAGAACCUAUUCGGCAAUAACGAAGCUGGAAAUCAGGCUGUCGCCGUUCAAGUAGAAGCUGACAAUGCUGGUGCAGUUGUAGUUCAAGAUCUUGCGGUUGGUAUUGAGGCUGACCAAGAGGCCGCCGCAGACCAAGAGGCACUAGUUCAAGCGGGCGCAGCCUGGGUAUAUGAAGCCGAGAGUCACGCAGCCCAUGAUCCCCAAGGAACAGCUAAUCAGUAGGGUACUGCAGCCGUUGAAGCUGCACCAGUCGAAGAGGACGGACUCGUGUAGACAUUGGCGAAUUUUCUUCAGUAAUUCAAAGAGCGGGAUGAGAGCCCUGUUUCAAGAGGGCCAUCACCAACUAGUGGCAUAAGGUUUGAAGCCUAUAGUUAUGGGAGGCUCACCUGGAAUACCGAAAGACGCAGCCAUUGACGUUGCUGACCAGGAGACAUGAGAAAUACAAAAGCCACCAGGCUGCAGAGAAGUGAUAGAAUCUAGUUCAGCUUUUAGCGUGCGUUCAGAGGACAGUUCACUCGCACAACUCAGCUUUGUACAAUGUAUGUCUGUAAAUUAGAAAGUGGAUUUUUAGCGAGAUGCUUCGCGUUAUUCAGCAAUCUUCCGAUUACCAUUUAAUAAGCAACAGAAUUGUCGAGUUUUAGUAAAAAAAGUCCUGCAUUUUGUGUGAUUGUAUUAGUGAUACUGAAUCUUUUCAGCAGAACAUUUAGGAUUGAGCCAAAUGAUCUAGGAUUGAGCACUUCACAAUUUGCUAGUCAGUUUUGAUUCUCAGAAAGCAGUGUAAGAUGGCUAUUUGUUUAGCCUUUUAAAAAAUAAUACGAAUAAAGGGUUCGCAUCGGGAAGCUAUUUUUUUUUUAAUCUGGCGCUACAUUUAGCUUUAGCUGACUGUACUACGCUAGAAAUUCUUAAAAUGUAUCUGAAUGUACUGUGGUAGAAAAUAUUGUUGAAACAGCGAAAUGUAAUAUCUCAGAAAUUUCUGAAAAAUAAAG
This is a messenger RNA of Dermacentor silvarum, 5058 nucleotides long. RefSeq lists its product as uncharacterized. The transcript has 3 exons. The record is from RefSeq and is a predicted model, not a curated record. Bases 278 to 4294 code for a protein of 1338 amino acids. Lineage: Eukaryota; Metazoa; Arthropoda; Arachnida; Ixodida; Ixodidae.